Messenger RNA from Aureobasidium subglaciale EXF-2481, 1086 nucleotides. RefSeq lists its product as uncharacterized. Gene Ontology annotation, molecular function: alcohol dehydrogenase (NADP+) activity; zinc ion binding. The coding region runs from base 1 to 1086 and encodes 361 amino acids. The record is from RefSeq and is a predicted model, not a curated record. Gene Ontology annotation, biological process: alcohol metabolic process. NCBI's taxonomy places the organism in Eukaryota, Fungi, Ascomycota, Dothideomycetes, Dothideales, Saccotheciaceae. The transcript has 6 exons.
AUGGGUUACCCAGAGACCGCUACCGGAUUCGUCAUAAAGGAUCCCAAGAAAUGGCAGUCCUUCGAGAAGGAGGAGUUCAAACUCAAGACCUUCAAGGAGGAUGAUGUUGACAUUGCCAUUGACGCAUGCGGUGUCUGCGGAUCUGAUGUCCACUCCAUCACUGGUGGCUGGGGUGAAACUCCUCUUCCCCUCUGUGUCGGCCACGAAAUUAUUGGUCGCGCAAUCAAGGUCGGCAGCAAGGUCAAGGAUAUCAAGGUCGGCGACCGCGUCGGUGUCGGCGCCCAAGUCGGAGCUGACUUGACUUGCGGCAACUGCAAGGCUGAUCAGGAGAACUACUGCCCCAACCAGAUCGACACCUACGGUGCCAAGUUCGAUGAUGGCAUUGUCUCUCAAGGUGGCUUCUCUUCUCACAUUAGAGUACAAGAGUACUUUGUGUUCAAGAUUCCCGAGAACCUCGAUACUGCCAUCGCAGCUCCCAUGCUGUGUGCUGGUCUGACAACUUACUCUCCCCUUGUUCGUCUCGGCUGUGGUCCUGGCAAGAAGGUCGGCAUUGUCGGUAUUGGUGGACUCGGUCACUUCGCAUUGAUGUGGGCACACGCUCUGGGUGCUGAGGUCUACGCUAUCUCCCACACCAAGGACAAGGAGGAGGACGCCAAGAAGCUUGGAGCCGACCACUUCAUCUACUCUGGCGAGAAGGAUUGGGCCAAGGAAUUGGCUUUCAAGUUUGACUUCAUCCUGAACUGCUCUGACAUGACCCAAGAAUUUGACAUGUCCACCUACCUCAGCACCCUCAAGGUCAUGGGCCGCUUCCACAACGUUGGUCUGCCCGACUACGAUCUCCCCGCUAUGAAGGCCCAGGACUUCGCCCCCAACGGAUCUUACAUCGGUGCCAGUCACAUCGGUAACCACCCCGAGAUGGUCGCUAUGCUGGAGCUGGCCUCUAAGCAGAACAUUAAGUCGUGGAUUGAGACCAUCCCGAUCUCCGCCGAGGGCUGUGCCAAGGCCGUCACUGGUGUCAAGGAGAACAAGGUCCGCUACCGUUACACUCUCACCGGCUUCGACGAGGCCUUUGGCAAGCGCUACUAG